Messenger RNA from Verruconis gallopava, 1590 nucleotides. RefSeq lists its product as uncharacterized. The transcript has a single exon. Gene Ontology annotation, molecular function: fatty acyl-CoA hydrolase activity. The record is from RefSeq and is a predicted model, not a curated record. Bases 192 to 1130 code for a protein of 312 amino acids. NCBI's taxonomy places the organism in Eukaryota, Fungi, Ascomycota, Dothideomycetes, Venturiales, Sympoventuriaceae.
CGAUUGCGCGACGCACACUUUUUUUAAACCCCGGCUCGCUGGAUAUAGUCAGAAGGACUCGGGGAGAACAAAUAUUGGAUUCUUUUCCUGCUCGCUACCUCAUUCGAUGAAGAAGAUGCAGAUGCAUCGUUCAGAACUCGGCAGGGUUCGAAUUGCAUCAUAUCAAGUUCACCGAAAGGAGCUAGCUUUGAAUGGUGGCUCGCUAUCCCGAAACUCCGCACAGCUCUCUCCUCCAGCACCGUCGAUUGCAUGUGCUCACGAUGCCUCCUCCUCACUUGACGCCGAGUCUCAUAGCUGCUCAGUCUCGCUUUAUCUCGGAGUCCAAAGCCCGCAUAGGCAAGUGCGUGACGUUUGGCUGCUCCACCUCCAAACAGCUUGCCGAACUCUCUUUCGUGCUCCGACAAGUUACUUGGAAUUGGAGACGCUACGUCGUGGGAAGAGAAGGCUAUAUCACAAACAAGGACGAUGUAGGGCUGUUCAGGCAGAAGGUUGCAUGGGGAGAUCACGAUCAAAUGGGCCAUGUGAACAACGUACGGUAUAACUUCUGGGCGGAGACGGCACGGAUCAAUUGGGCAAGGAACAUAGCGCUGCGCGCAGACCCGGCCCAUAGAAAACAGUGGGAGGAGCUAUGGACGCCGCGGGGCAUUGGCCUUAUACUUCGGAGCAUAAAGACGGACUAUAAGUUCCCAUUGCGUUAUCCCGAUCGCAUCACGGUAUGCCAUAAGCUCAUGAAGCAACCGACGGAAGGCAUGGACGCGCUUCACCUGGAAGCCGUUGUUCUGUCGGAGACGCACCAGAGGGUUGCAGCUCGAAUUACGGAGGACAUCGUGGUGUACGAUUAUCGGACGGGAAAGAAGACGCCGUUGCCAUCGUUCAUGGUCGAGACGCUGUCACAGCUUUGGUCGCAGCAGGAGAGGACAAUCGAGGCCGCUAUGAGUGAUAUUUACGGUUUGCAGAGGUUGAUCAAGAAGAUUGAGAAACAGACCUGGGACCGACAUGACGCAGUAGAGGAUCUUGGAUCAGCAAUGGGUAGCCCGGAGGCACUAAACGAAAAUACGCAGGGCAAGGAUGUGACGCCUGACGUUGGGUCAAGUUUCGGCGCAGGAACUGAAGAGCGUGGACAGAUGUGAACGUCUGUUGGCCAAAGCUUACUGGAGUUCGAAAUCUCAGAGCCCACCAGAUGAGACUUGAAGCGCCACACUGUGAUCGAUCUUCUGGCGGCCAUAAUCACGUUUGUGCGAUGCGAGACAUCGAUUGCAGCAUAACCUUUUGGAAGUAUUCUCUCUAGGGAUACAUCUCUUGCUAAAAACGAAAUGGAAAUUCCGUGAUACAUUAAUGAGCACUGCACAAGCUCCGCAUCCCGAAAUUUCCCUUCAUCAGCUGCGUUCUAAACGAGCCCUAAUGGUCAAUAAGCCAGUUGGGCAAUGGGCGGAUGAUGGGCGCCUAUGCUGAAGAACCACAACGUAAGCGUAGGGUGGUACUACACCUGUUACAUGGCACGAAGCUUCACAUCUGUACUAGGCAAGCAAAGUUUUGGCGAUGCAACAAGUUGGGUACGUAAAGAUAAAAAUUUAUUUCUGCAAAUCUCCA